This is a messenger RNA of Leucoraja erinaceus (little skate), 2974 nucleotides long. RefSeq names its product solute carrier family 46 member 1 (gene slc46a1). Gene Ontology annotation, biological process: transmembrane transport. Gene Ontology annotation, molecular function: transmembrane transporter activity. Lineage: Eukaryota; Metazoa; Chordata; Chondrichthyes; Rajiformes; Rajidae. The coding region runs from base 28 to 1491 and encodes 487 amino acids. The record is from RefSeq and is a predicted model, not a curated record. Gene Ontology annotation, cellular component: plasma membrane. The transcript is spliced from 5 exons.
CGGCCGCGCCCCGUGCCCCGCACCAACAUGGCCGCCGCCGCUGCAGCCGCCGAAGCCGAAUCCGAAGCCGAGGGUCCGCUGUCUGUGGCCUCUGGCCGGGCCCCUGACGUUGGGCUGUGGGGCCGCUGCCGCUGCCGCUGCCUGACGGUGGAGCCGGUGCUGAUCAUGGCCAUGAUGGCUCUGGCGCUGCAGGGCCCGCUCACCACGCAGUACAUCUUCCAGAGAGUCAGCGCCGAGCUCGGCUUCAGCGGCAACCGGAGCCGAGGCUGCAACAGGUCGCAGGGGUCCGAGGCCGAGCUGGAGCGGGCUGUGGAGACGAUGACUUCGCACUGGAACCUGUACAUAAACGUGGGAGGCUUUGCAGUGGGGAUUUUCUCAGUGACUCUACUUGGGCCGUGGAGUGACCAUGUGGGACGCAGGCCGAUCCUGAUCAUUCCUGCCGUGGGCUUGGCGCUGCAGUCGGCAAUCUACCUCAUUGUCAUGUACUGGCAGCUGUCCGUGGCUUACCUGCUGCUCGGCCGCCUGCUGAGUGCACUGCUGGGCGACUUCAACAUCAUCCUGGCCGGCUGCUUCUCCUACAUCGCCGACGUCAGCGACAGACAGUCGCGCACCGUGCGUGUGGCCGUGCUGGAGUCGUGCCUGGGCAUUGCCGGCAUGCUGGGCAGCGUGAUCGGCGGGCAGUGGAGCAAGAGUCAGGGUUACACCAACCCCUUCUGGCUGGUGUUGGCGCUGAACCUGGCCACGGCCGCCUACGCCUACACCUUUGUCUGCGAGUCGGUGAGCACGAAGCGGGCAGCCAGGCUGUUCACAAGCGAACACUACAAAUCGCUCUACCGCCUGUACUCGGAGGGCAGGCUCAGCCUUUGUCUCUACGCCCUCUGCUUCUUCAUCGUGGUGACCGUGCACUUUGGAACCAAGGACAUUCUGGUCCUUUUCGAGCUGAGCUCCCCCUUGUGCUGGGGGUCCGAUUGGAUUGGGUACGGAUUGGCACUGGAGCACCUGACCUACCUGAGCAGUUUACUGGGCCUGAAGCUGAUGCAGCCGUGCAUUAGUGACAGCGGCAUUGCAGAGAUUGGUCUGUUGUCCAACAUCGCCGGCUUGGCGGUGUUCUCCGUGGCUGCCACCAGCUCCCUCAUGUUCACAGGAUACGGGCUGCGGGUUCUUGGUAUGACCACCACUCCAGUGCUCAGAGCCAAGAUGUCAAAGCUAGUGGAGGUGACAGAUCAAGGAGCACUGUUUGCCUCGGUGGCGUGUGUGGAAAGCGCCUGCUCACUGGCAUCAACAGUGGUCUUCAGCUCCUUGUACCCCGCAACACUCUACUUCAUGAAAGGAUUUUCCUUUCUCUUUGGUGUGACGUUACUUCUCAUUCCAACAGGGAUUAUUGGGAUCCUGGAGUGCAGAGGGCCAGAGUUACCGUACCGUCGAUUUGAAGAGUCCCCCCAAGAGGCCCCCAUCAGCACUGACCUUGCCACCUCCAUCCAGAAUGAGUGAACCCACUGGACAUUUCCAAUUUUAGUGUUUGUUUUAGAGAUACAGCCUGGAAACAGGACCUUUGGGCAACAGAGUCCGCACACAAGGUCUAUCCUACAUACUAGGGACAAUUUACCAAAGCCAAUUAACAUGCAGACCUGCACGUCUUUGGAAUGUGAGACGAAACUGGAGCACCCAGAGAAAACCCAUGUGGUCGGAGGGAGAACGUACAAACUCCAUACAGACAGCACCCGAGGUCAGAAUCGAGCCCGGGUCUCUGACGCUGUAAGGCAGCAGCUGUACCCCUGCACCACUGUACCGCCCUUGUUACUGUCGAUCGGGUGCGGUCCAUGUGAUGUGGCAGAGCUAGCAGUACACGUGGUACUCCAGAGAAUUAUACAACACUGCGGGAAACCAUUCAGCCCAUUUCUUCCAUGCUAGCCCUGACAGUUAUCCCAUUGUCUCCGUGCACUAAACUUUCCCAUAAUUGUUUACACUUUUCUAUUCUUGAAACAUCAAUGUGGUUUGCCUUUGGUAGUUAUAGGUAAAACUGCUUCCCUGGCCCUUUACAAGCAGAUCACUGCUCAUUGCAGAAAAGAUUUUACAGUUGCUCCCUGCCCUUGGUCUCUUCCUGAUCAUACUCUGUGACUCAAGUUAACAUCCCUUGUUGCAGUUUUUAGUUUAGAGGUGCAGCAUGAAAACUGACCCUUUGGCCCGACAAGUCCACGCCGACCAUCAAUCACCCGUUCACACCAGAUCUAUGCUAUUGCACUUUCCACAAGGGGUAAUUUACAGAGGCCAAUUAACCUACAAACCCGUGCAUCUUUGGGAUGUGGGAGGAAAUCCACGCUGGUGGAGCUGUUGCCUUACAGCACCAGAGACCCUGGUUUGAUCCUGAGCUCAGGUGCUGUCUGUGUGGAGUUUGCACAUUCUCCAUGACCAUGUGGGUUUCCUCCGGAUUCUCCGGUUUCCUCCCACAUCCCAAAGGCCUCUCUCUGUAAAUCACCCCUAGUGUGUAGGCAGUGGAUGCGAAAGUGCGAUAACGGAGAACUAGUGUGAACAGAUGGUCGGCGGGGACUCAGGGCCUGUUCCCAUGCUAUAUCUUUCAAUCAAUCAAUCACAGGAAGAACAUGCAAACUCCUCACACACAGCUCGCGAGGUCAGGAUGGAACCCAGGUCUCUGGUGUUGUGAAGCAGAGGCUCCUUCAGUCCUAUCCUCUGGUCAUUUCUGGUCCCGCAGUAAUUAUGUUUUUAUAUCUUCACUCUUCACCAGUUAUUUCCCAGUGCGUUUUCCAUACCAGAUCCCGCACAGUCCGUGAUGGCCAUUGAUGGGCCUUUCUUCCUAAAUUGAGCGCCAGGCUCCUCCAGAAGCCUAAAAAUCUAUCGUGCUACGAAUGGUUUCAGUUAAAUUUCAGAAUUGCCAAAAUAAUUAAGGAUCAUAAUGUUUUAAAUUUUGUAUUUGAUUAUAGUUUUAAUGCAAGUCAGUAACAACAAUGCAAGAAUA